Molecule: messenger RNA, 8545 nt
Organism: Dromaius novaehollandiae (emu)
Lineage: Eukaryota; Metazoa; Chordata; Aves; Casuariiformes; Dromaiidae
Product: polycomb group RING finger protein 3
Exons: 12
Coding region: 770-1498 (242 amino acids)
Biological process (GO): regulation of transcription by RNA polymerase II
Cellular component (GO): PRC1 complex
Source: RefSeq, a predicted model, not a curated record
GGGGCCUACAGCGCCGAGCCCGGGUGAGUGCCCCCUGCGCAUGCGCCGCGAGCGCGGCGCCCCCGCUCGGCUCCGCUCGGGCUCCGCUCGGCUAUUUCCGCCUCUUUGUUUUAAACUCUAGGCCGAGCCUUUUAAUUUUAUCCCCCCCUUUUAUUUUUUUCGGGGGGGGGGGCUCCCGAAGAAGAGCCGGUAUUUCCCACCCCCCCCCCCCGCCUUCCUCUCCGUUUUUGUUCUUUUUGUUGUUUUUUUGCGGCGGCGAAGGGAGGAGAAGGAGGCUCGGUGACGGGCAGGACAGGACAGGCGAGCAGCCCAGCACCACAACGGCCCCGGCCGCGGGGGGAACGGCCCCCUCCCCCCGCACCAACGGUCGCGGCGCCGCCCCUCCCCCCGCCGACAGCCAUUUUCUGCCCUUUGCAUAUGAAAUGAGCACGUUGGAGGCACCAGUAUCGAGAAAUUCCAUUUGAUUAUCCAUAAUGUGGUCUGGAAGGUUCCUUUGGAAGUGCUUUGCUUGGUCUCUGGAUGGCAGAUUCUGAAAAGAAAUGCUCUUUUAAGAGGUUUUUUUCUAGUGCUACGUCAUGUGAUGCCUUGUUUGGCAGUACUUUUCUCUACCGUAGUGGGAAAAAAUUGUAAAAUGUUUUCUAGAGAAGAAAUUAUUUAUGUGCUUCAGUUCUCACUGUGAUAUCUUUGGCUCUUCAUCCUCCCUAAUGCUUGGAUUCAGUCCAUGGUGAUCCUGAGUACCUUUUGCUGAAUUCCUGUCUAGACACCAAAGAUGCUAACGAGAAAGAUUAAGCUUUGGGACAUUAAUGCCCAUAUAACCUGUCGUCUGUGCAAUGGAUACCUUAUUGAUGCUACCACUGUAACAGAAUGCUUACAUACUUUCUGUAGAAGCUGCCUAGUGAAGUAUUUGGAGGAAAACAACACCUGUCCAACAUGUAGAAUUGUUAUACAUCAGAGCCAUCCAUUACAGUAUAUUGGCCAUGACAGAACAAUGCAAGAUAUUGUUUACAAGCUUGUGCCAGGCCUCCAAGAAGCGGAAAUGAAAAAGCAGAGGGAAUUCUAUCACAAGCUGGGUAUGGAAGUACCAGGGGACAUCAAAGGGGAGACAUGUUCUGCAAAGCAGCAUCUGGAUUCCCAUCGGAAUGGUGAAACUAAAACAGAUGAAAAUUCAAACAAAGAAACGUCUGAGGAAAAACAGGAAGAAGAUAAUGACUAUCACCGAAGUGAUGAACAGGUAAGCAUCUGCUUGGAAUGCAAUAGCAGCAAAUUGCGUGGAUUGAAGCGAAAAUGGAUUCGCUGCUCAGCACAAGCAACAGUCUUGCAUCUAAAGAAGUUCAUUGCCAAAAAACUUAACCUUUCUUCUUUUAAUGAGCUGGACAUAUUAUGCAAUGAAGAGAUUCUUGGCAAGGACCACACACUCAAAUUUGUAGUUGUUACUAGAUGGAGAUUUAAGAAAGCACCUCUACUGCUGCAUUACAGACCCAAAAUGGACUUGCUGUGAGAGAACUUUAUUGUCCUUCUGGACAUAGUUUUUUGCAGAGACUAUCAUCUGGCACCUUCUUAGUGCAUCACUAGUCACGUGACACAAACCAGCCGAAUAAUUUUGGAAGACUCUAGCGCUCUCAUAGCAGACUAUCCUUCUGAAUAUUUCUUCUAGGGAUGUGUUAUCUGAAUUGCUAGACAGAAAAUAUUUAUACUUUUUUGUACGAAAGAGAUAAAUCACAACUCAACAAGACACUACCAGCACUAAGUUUACAGAUACUGAAAAUACUUCAUAGUUCCACGUAGCUCAGCCUGAUUUGUUUCUUUGCAGUUACACAGAAAUAAGUUAGAAUGUUGUGGGGUGAUUUUAAAAAGUUGCUUUUGACACCAAAUUGCAUUUAGUUACUUUUCAUGUCUUGAUACUUUUAAGAAUUUUAUCCACUAUAUUUUUGCAAGGUGUUCCUGUCUUGAGUAGUAUGACUCACAUUGGCUUUUAUCAAGUUUUUCUGUAGAGCAUUGAACGUACCUAAUGAUAUAGUAAGUGGUGAUACUUAUUUUUGCUGCAUUGAAAAAUUCCUGAAAAUCUGGGAAUCCAGUAACUUCAUUAGUUUUGCCCAAUGAUUGGUCUCCUAUAUUUUAUGUUUUAGUAAAGCUUUGAUAUCCCCUUUGCAUGUUGAUUUGAUAAGGUUAAUAGAAAUAAGUUCAAUUGAUUUAAUGUGCCCUGAUAUUUUGCUGUGGCAUAAAUUGCACCACAUCACAACAAAUACUCAAAAGUACUAGAUUGGUGAACUCUUUUAAAAGUAGACAUGUCUUAUAUAGUGGAGGCUUGCAGAAAUCAGUUGUUGCUUUAGAGACAGUUUGCUCUCACUAGGUAUUGAAACCAUGACUGCUGGGCAAUACUGGGUGAUAUUGCACAGUUUUCACUUCACUGGUCACAAGUUCUUCAUUUGAUUGCUGAGCAGCUUUAUAUUUUUAUUUUAUCAUUUUUCUUACGAAACCGCAACAUUUCCUUUAGUGCAAUUACUAGCUAUAUUGGGGGUCAGACUACAUUAUAGUAGCACCUUCUGGCCUUAAUUGGUAAAUUUGCUUGCAUUGGCCCUAAUGGACGCAAGCUAACAUUUGUAUGUGUAUGUGUUUAUAUAUGUUUGUGUGUAUAUAUGUAUGCACACAUAAAUCUAUAUUUGUUACAGAACCCACCCUCAGUAGUGCUUAGCAGGGUUCGCUGCACUGUUUGAAAGCUUUUUGAAAUAGCUUUUUAAAAUACAUAAUAGUUGAAAGUGAUUUCUGCAAGCUGUAUACUGUAUAGCAUACAUAGUACGGUUGUGAGUAUGUUUGGCACAGAUGUCAAGUCACUGAAAAUAGGCUAUGCAUAUUGGUGGCAGCUGGAAAUUAUUAAUCCUCUAACUUUUGGAAUAGUUUUUCUGUCAGCUGAAAAUGCUAGUUUCUAUAUAUAGUAUUUAAACCCUGUUAUUGUUUGAUAAAGUAUCUUUGGAAAAGAAAAUCAGUUUACCUAUUAACACUGCUCUGCUUCCUCCAGCUGUGUUCCCUCCCCCCUUCUACAAGAAAGUAUUGCUUAAAAUAUUACUUGACAACAGGAAGCUGAUCCUGCAGGAGGUUUAUGCAAGUGUUUUAAAUUCUCUUGCCGCCUCUUGUUUUCAAUGCACCACAUUCCUCAGCAUGUCUCCCACGCUUUCCUUCUAUGGAAUCUUCGAUCCUUCUUUCCUAGUUCUGCUGCUGCCAGAGGGAUGCUCCGGCUUCUCUUAUUUAUCUUUGAAAACAGGUUCUUCAUUUUUGUUUAUAAUCACAGAUAUGAAUGGGAAGGAAAUCGCAAAGAAUGCAAGCAGAGAAAAAAAAGAGGAGCCUUCUGAACUACGGGGAUGGAAUGGAGGCCCCACUAAGGCUGAAAAGGGCUGCUAUCUCUGUAAAUGAGGACCUGAGAUAGCUAUAUUUUAGUGUUUGGGUUAAGCAGAACUUUUCCACAUUGAGACUGUGUGUAUGUGUGCGUGCGCGCAUGUGUGUAUGUCUGUUGUCUGCACACGCGUGUGUAUGAGCAAUGGAAUUAGAACGUGGCUUUAGUUUUGCCUUACUGUGUCAGGACUCACUUACCUACAUUUGAGCUUUUAUCUAUAGUGAGCAUUAACUGAAGUGGUAGAAAAGACAGGUGAGAUCACAGGAGUCUACAUUUUUUCUAAUCUUUUCAUAAAACAUUGAGUACAGGUGGUAAUGGACGUGUGCACAAAUUGACAUGCUGGGCCUUUCUGGAGCUGUUCAUGUGAUUAUCACUGUCCCAGCGUAAAUAGGGACUGAUUUUAGCCAGUGAGGCCCAAAGAGUGCAAACAUGGCUGUAAAUGUCCAUCCUCUGUGCACCCUGAAUAUACAGACACUGGCUCUAUCUGUUGUAGACAUAGAGUUCAAGCCCACAGACAGCAUCUUGAUUAAGGUGGUUCAGCUAUAGUCUAAGGGUUUAAUAAAAACAUAAAUACAUAUAUAUAUAUAUAUAUGUGUACAUAUAUGUAUGUGUAUAUAUAUACAUAUACAUGAUCUGUCUACCUCAGAAUGUGUAAUGCAGAAACUUUUUCUAAGAUCACACAUAGAUGCAGUGCUGUUAAAGUACGUUGGGUUUUUAGUACUUUCCUGUGCAGUUGUACAACUGAGAAGUUAGUUAUGAACACGCAAAUUCAGAAGGCCCUCUGCCUUUCAAAACUUGGUCUUGCUGUAACGAUCUACAGUAUAGAAUAUAUAUUUGUAAGUUUGUAACCAUCUUUGAAAUCACUUGAAUUUGUUAUGGUGCUAUCAAUAUAUAUUGAAAACUGUUGAUAUCUAUAUGGGUACAUAAACUGAAGCCAGUAUUAAUACCUAUAACUGGUUUUUGCUCAUAAUUAUGUAUAACUCCGCUUUUGCAAUGUGUUUAAACUGAUAAAACCUCAGAGGUUUUUAAAAAAACAAACAAACAAAAAACAAAACAAAAAACCCCCAAACCAAAAAAACCACAGAGCAGUUAUUUUUUUUAAAACACAUGUUACAACAUCUUCACUACAGAAACUCUUUCCCUGGGGAGGAACGGGAUCAUGUCUGCACUGUAUGCUUGUUUACUCUUGCCUUAUAAAAAGACUACAAUAUAAUUGAGUUCAAGUCAGAGUGAGGGCUUUGGGUCAGAGUUCUGUUACACUUGAGUGAAGCUUAUAAGACUUUAUAUCAAGAUUAUAUUGCGUAAAAUAAUAUUGAUUGUGUUCAAAGUUGGAGAGAAAGUCGGAUUCAGCAUAGAUAUCUCUUGGUCCUAGUGAGGUCAUGUUCAAUUUAUUUUGGCUUUAGUGAAGAUGAUGUUACUGUGAAGUAGUUUUCACAAUAGCUUACGCUGGAAAAUAAUUGCAGUAAAAAAGUAUCUUGUUGCAUUAUCCUCAGCAGUAAUGAGACUGAUGAAUCACCCAGGCUUAGAGUCUCAUUAAAUAUAGUUUUCAUUAAAGAUAUAGAAUUCAGAUAGAAUAUAUAAUAUUGAAUUUAAAUAAGAUUUGGGGUUUUAAAAAUUAACUUUAUAAAAUUAUUUAUUCUAUUUUAAGCCUUCUGUCUUAUUUUACCAUCCAAGUAUUUUUGGUUUCAAUGGUCCAGCUUUAUUUACGGGCAUAUAAAAUGAAAUUGUAAGAUGUUUUUACAAGCUUCUUCCUUUUACAUUGAGUUAGAGUAGCUUUUAUUUGUGUGUUUUUGUUUUGUAUGGAUAAAGAGCAUUACUUAUGCUUUUGUGCAAUAGGUUUGAAACAUGCAUUUAUUAGGCAUAUGUUUAAAUUGUAAAUGUAGCAUCUACUUACUGAUAAAUUUAAAAGGAAUGUAGAUGGCAUUUUUUCACUUGUUCAAAUGGGUUUUAUUUGGAGCUAUUAUUUGGGGAGCUUUUAUUUUAUUUUUUAAGAGUGAAGUUUGGGAUUUUAAAUUUGUGUAAGUGCAAGAACUACCUGUCAGCAAUAUUUUAAAAUAAAUGAUCUGGCAAGAAACCUUAAUGUGAACUGUGGAAGCAAUCGGCAAGACUUGCAGCCUAUCUGAAAUUGUUUUGUGCCAUUGUUAUGUCUGGUAGCUGUGUGUACCAUCUGACCUGGGAAUAUUUAUUUUUUACUGGUUGUGCAAUAGCAUACACAACACUAUCACCUCUGGGGGCAUGGGACCAUUACAAAAUAUCAGACUACAGCUAUGAUGGUGCUAUUUUUUCAAUAGGCUAUGAGCCUUUGAAAGCUUAUCUGGCUCUGUUGUCUUUAUAACAACAUAAUUAGUCCUAGGAGAUUCAUUGAGGUUUUUUUCUACUGCAUGGUAAAUGUAACCAUACAACUAGCCUGCUUUACAACAUUUCGAAUCUUACUAUUGAACUAAAUAUAGUAGGAAAAAGCCAACCAGUUUGUACAUCAUCAGAUGUAUCUUAGUAAGCUUAUAUAGUACUUAAAUGCAUUUCAUACAGAAGGCUGGACUGUACAGAAAAAUCUAGUUUGUGUAUUUCCUCAGGUAACCACUUCAGUUUGAACGUUUCGCUGGAGAUGUUAAUGCAACCUGCACUUCAUUUCCUCCACCUAAAGCUGGUAACAAGAGAAAAAAAUGUCCUACGCACUAAAAUCUCUGCAUAACGUAUAAUUAACUGUAGCUGAGAUGUCUUAACUUUUGUCUCUUUUAGUAAAAAAUUGCAGAGGGAACUUAAGGAAUACAGACCAUUACUUCAAUCUUUGCUUUCGUCAAUUUACCUGAUUACAUGUUUUGAUAUUUGUGGCAAGCCAACAUUCAUGUUUUACCAUGGAGUUCUGAUACGUUUAUAUACCCAUUAAAGCUCCAGUCCUGCUGUUUGAUGCAUGUAAGUGGAUCCUUAGGGCUUCUUGGAAAUCUUUUGAAGCCAUAAUGACUUGCUUAGAUCAGAUUGCAGGGUAGGGACUAAAUAUCGAAGUCUGUGAACACUUACAUGGGUAACUUUGCUUAUAACGUGGAUGGUUCCACUGAAACUGGUGGGAUAGUUCAUGCCAAUGUGUUAGGAGUGUUUGCAGGAUGUAGUCCUGUUCUUUUAAAGACUGGGCUGAUGUUCAAGUAUCUUUUUUUUUUUUUCUUUGAAAUUCAAAAGUAUUGGUUUAAUAGGAUCUUUAAUUAAAGUGACUUAACUGGACAAAAGGAGAGUUCUUUCAUUCUUUCUGCAGCAAGAAUAAUUUAAGGUUAAGGGACAAUAAGCCAGUGCAACCACUAAGCCUUUAUCCUCAUAUGUGGCAUAAUAAAGAUACUGAAACUGUCACGGUGUAAAACCAUCUUUUUGGCUUAGCUUCAUUUGAAAGUUUACAUUUUUUAUGCUUUGUGUUGCUGUGUAAUUUUUGUACUAUUGGUGGCUAGUUUUUGUCUGAAUAAGCCUUUUGGGAUUAUUGCUUAAUGUUUUAAUUUUAUGAUAGUGAAGCUUGUAUCCAGUGUUUUGCCAAUUAAUAUUAUAUGCUUGUUAAUAAAAGCAGAGAAACUAACUGAAAUCCUUUCAGGCUGGAAGUUAUUGUCCUAUUUUUCCUGAGACCAUAAGGAACUAGCCAGUGUAAUACCAUAGGACUGAGCAAACACAGUAUGACUGAAACAGUGGUGGCAUGCAUAACCAUAAUGAAUCUUUAUGCCUAUUGCCCAUUUUACUCAAACUGGCUUACUCAAAGUGGCUUCAACUGCAAGGAGAAAACAGUUGCUCUGGCAAUUUAUGUAUUUGUGGAUAGAAGUGUACUUUACCCACCUGUAUAUGUUCCUUUCAGUCUCGCCCUUACCCCAUGAUGCUGAGGUACAGGGGCAGACUACAGCAUUCUGGAACGCUUGACAUUUGCUUGGAAACAUGUCAAAUUGAAAAGCAUACCACCACAAAUCCUGAUUUUGUAUUUCUUAAGGACUGAGAGAUAUUUGAUGUUCUUUUUUUAUUUUUUAAUCAGCUAGGAAAAAGGUCUCUUAGCUAUAGGAAGUUUAGAUUAAUUAACGUGUUUUGCCUUUGAAAAGAUUGGUCUAAUGUGCAGUUUGGAAGACAUUGCCAUUUGCCCUUUUGGUAACUUCAAAAGACUUUUUUCUUCAAAAUCCUUGAGAGCUAUUUUAAGUCCAGAACAGAUCAUGAGCUUUUGGUUUUGUUUUUCAGCUGACAUGAAUUUAAAUACUCUAAUCUGGAUACUACAGUAAAUUGCAAAGCAGGUACUACAGUAGGUGAAUUCCUUGCAGUGUCUGCAUGCAGUAAUGAAAAUAUACAGACUUGUGUACUCUUCAUACUGAGAGGUCUGGAAGGGCUGCUCUUCUGCUGUUGGCUUAUUAGGAAUUGCCAACAAUUGUGGACUGUCCUGAAGUUCAGUUUUUUUUCCUGCUUGCAUCAGUGGUAGCCACGUAUAAUUGUCCUAAGCAGAUUAGGUAUUUUGCCACUGAUUUACUUCAUUUAAAUACCAGCAUGAGAAACUUAUCUCAGGAGGGUCACUUUGUCUACAUAUAGUGAAUAAAUAAAAGUGAAUAAAUGUUACCACUAAUUCUGCCUGAGCAAGCAUGACAUCUUCUAAAUCUUUCAUACUCUCAUUAUUAGUGGCUCUGACACUUCCCUUGUACAUUGUAAUGUUGGUCACUUCCAUCUAUGAGUAAAUCAAUGACGGGCCUGAUUCAGCCUGCUUCCUCCCUUUUUGUAUUUUCAGCAACAAUUCCAGGAACAGUUCCACUUCUAGAGAAGAACAAGUGCUAGAAUGGAACUAUUCUGCUUUAUGGUAGUGUGAUUACAGAUUUCUCCAACCUCUAUAAAUGCUGGAAUAGUUAUGAGAAGAAUCUCUUAGGCAAGCAGAAGUAUGUAAGGACAUAGUACUGCACACAAGUUGUGGACUCUUUAAUUGGCAUAUAUGUCAUGAGGAAAUUGCUCAGGUUUUCAAGAGGAAUGACUUACAUGUAUACCUCACUUCAGGAAUUAUUAAAGGCACUGCCAUCAGCAUCUCUUGUGAAUGUGAAAACUUUUUGGAAAAAUUGUCAUAAGUCAUGUUUUGUAUUGUUCCAUGUAUAAUACGCUUGUAGUGAUUUGGACUGUCCUCUGGCUUUGAUUUAGACAGAAAAAAAUAAAUUCUUUAACAUUUUA